CUAUCAACGCAGGAUGAACUAGUGGGAACAGAAACACUAUGGCUGCCAGUCUCUCCUUGACUCAGCUUUCAAGUGGGAAUCCUGUCUAUGAGAAAUACUAUCGACAGGUAGAUCCGUCCAGCAGUGGGCGUGUAGGAGCUGCUGAUGCAGCCUUAUUUUUAAAGAGAUCUGGCCUUACAGACCUGGUCCUUGGCAAGAUAUGGGACUUAGCAGAUUCAGAUUGCAAAGGCUCGCUAAACAAGCAGCAAUUUUUUGUCGCCCUCCGUUUGGUGGCAUGUGCUCAGAAUGGAUUUGAAGUGUCUCUUAAGAGCUUAAAUGCUGCUGUCCCUCCCCCAAAGUUUCAUGACACUAGCAGUCCUCUUCAGUUUGGCCCCGUGCCCACGGACUGCCCAUGGGUUGUCAAGGCAGAGGAGCAUCUGAAAUUCGAUGCCAUCUUCGACAGCCUCUCUCCAGUGGGUGGCAUGCUCACGGGCGAUAAGGUCAAACCAGUGCUCCUCAAUUCUAAACUCCCUGUGGACGUUCUUGGCAGGGUUUGGGAGCUCAGUGACAUUGACAGAGAUGGCAUGCUGGACAAAGAUGAGUUUGCUGUGGUCAUGCAUUUGGUAUACAGAGCCCUGGAGUCCGAGCCAGUUCCCAUGUCUCUACCUGCCGCUCUGAUAAACAAUGCUGUCACAGUACAAGCUGCCGAUUUCUCCGCAAUUAAAGAGUUGGACUCACUCACUAAUGAAAUCGUGGACCUACAGAAGGAGAAGAGUGUGGUGGAACAGGACAUCAAAGAGAGGGAGGAAACUAUACGACAGAGGACCAGCGAAGUCCAGGACCUGCAGGAGGAGGUUCAGAAGGGCUCGGAGGAGCUGAGCCACCUGCAGGCAGAUCGACAGGAGGUGCAGGAGAAGCUGGAGAGGCUGGACGAGCAGAAACGCUCUCUAGAGGAGCAGCUCAGACUCAUACAGCAACAGUGCAGCCAGGAAAGCCAGCUGAUCCAGUCAUUGCAGGUGGAGCACUCCGAGCAGGAGCAGAGAAUUGGUGACUAUGAGGAGGAGUUGACCAGAGCCCGAGAAGAACUGCUCCACCUGCAGGAGGAGACGCGUCAACUGGGAGAGAAAGUUCAGUCUGCCCGUGCUCAACUCUGCCCCCUUGAGGAUGCUGUUAAAGAAUCCCACACACAGAUUGCUCAGGAACAGAAGCGAUUGGCCGAGUUUAAAACGGAGGCGAGAGAAGUGACUGCAAGGCUUACUUGGAAAAUCCUGGAGGAGCCGGUGCUCGUCAACGGAACAGCGCCCUCCUCUGAGCAGCUGGAGCAACUGCAGUGGCCUCAACCCACAGCACAGCCGCCAGAGAAACCCAAAGAGGACAAAGUCCAGGAUGAAGAGGAGCAGUCAUCUGUGGAUGAGCUGCAGGAGCUCAGAGUCACAGAGGAGCAGCUCGGGUCAGAGGCAGAAGAGCCAUCCACCAGCCCAGAGGAGCAAGAGCCUAAAGCUGACUUUUAUAGCUCUGACCUUUACAACAGUGGGUUAUCCACUGCCAGCUCCACUACUAUGGCCUGGCCUCAGGGGAUUACGGAAAGCACAACACAAGCUAAUCCAGAGCCAGAGGUAGAGGAGGAGAAGGAAAAGGAAAAGGCUGAGGCAGAAGAGCCUGCCACCAGCACCCCAAAGCUGGAAACUGUGGAGCCAGAGAAGAAGGAAGCUGCCCAGCCAGUUACAUUGCCACCCACUAACCCACCUAGCGGUCCUGGUCUUGACUUCUUCCAUUCGGACCCAUUCACUGACAGUGAUCCAUUCACUGAAGACCCUUUCUCAAAAGUUGACAUUUCAGAUCCUUUUGGUGGGGACCCUUUUAAAGGCACAGACCCGUUUGCUGCAGACAACUUCUUCAAGCAGUCUUCAGUUGGUUUCCCAUCAGGAGAUCCUUUCGGUUCCUCAGACCCAUUCACUGCCACCACAGGCCCAAAAGAGCCUGAUCCAUUCACAUCCAGGACCAGUAAUGCUGUCACUCCAGACCCAUUUGCUUCCGGUAGUGGGAACGUCCAAGACACUGAUCCGUUCGGAUCCAAAAUGGAUGCCCUGGGAGACUCUGAUCCCUUCAGCUCGACUGGCACAGGACACGACCCAUUUGGAGGAUCAGAUAUUCCUGCAAGAGAUGGACCAGCAGCAGCCAAUGAUCCUUUUGCUCCAGGAGGAACUACAGUGGCCACUAACUCAGACCCAGAUCCCUUUGCUGCAGUAUUUGGCAAUGAGACUUUUGGAGGAGGUUUUGCAGACUUCAGCAGCUUAGCAAAGUCUAAUGGCAGCGAUCCAUUCAACUCGAGUACAAACAAGAAUUUAUACAAGGAGGACACUCAGUCAGAUGUUCCUCCAGCAUUACCGCCCAAAACCGGAACACCUGCCAGACCUCCACCUCCACCCCCAGGUAAACGGUCCAACAUCCACCGAUCGGAUUCGUCCGAAUCAUUUCAGAGGCGUGGUCUGUUCAAGGCUCAGGGCUCUGGAGAGUUCUCCUCCCUUCCCGCUAAAGACUCGGUACCAGACCCCUUCGCCCCUUCCUCACCCCACCAAGCCCCACGCGACCCCAACCGAUUCGCCAGCUUUGACAAAUACCCCACAGAGGAGGACAUGAUAGAGUGGGCGAAGCGGGAGAGUGAAAGAGAAGAGAGGGAGCGUGUGGCUCGUCUGACCCAGCAGGAGCAGGAGGAUCUGGAGCUGGCGAUAGCCCUCAGCAAAUCUGAACUGUCCUGACCCAAACUGGAUAGCUGGAUAGAAUCCUUCCACCUGCAUCUCCAGCCACUUGAUAAUCAUCUAGGUUUCCCUCUGAAUGUCCGCUGAGUUCUCCCGGUGUCCGGUUGGCUGGAUAAUGUAUGAAGGCCAAGUCAAGAUGGAGUUAAAGGUAACAGGCUCACUGCAGCCUAUAUGGCUUGAAACCUCUGGUGUGACUCCCUUUGUUUUUAAAUAACCUCAAAUCAAUGGAGCUCCACUAAUCUGCCGCUUUCAAUUAUUAUUAUUUUUUUUAAAGAUCUGAUGUCCAGUUCAAUGUAAUUGAACAAGUGUUUCUGAACAAAUCUAUACCCAUCUAUUUGAAGUUUAUUUUAGGGUGAUUAUAAUAAGGUUACCAGUGCAGUAAAUGUAUUUAGAUCUGUUACAUGGAGGCUUAAAGAAAUCCAUAACAAGUGUUCCAAGGUUCGUUCUCUUCCUUUUUUGGGUAAUAUUAACACAUUUGUUCAAAGUUUACAAGCAGCCAAACUGGGCAGCUUCUUUCGCUUUUCAAAGUUUCAGCAAUAGUUCUUUGAAACAAGAGGUUUUUAUUGUGGGCAUGUCUGUCCACUCUCAGGAACGAAUCCCACAAGCUAUAAAACCUCAUUACCGCAACCUGAUCAGUGGAUUUCAGCUAUAAUUGAAGCUGAGGUGCUUGUAACAUUAUCAGCUUACAUAAACCACUACUGCAACUGAAUUUAUGCUAAAAGAAACCACUGAUGAACUUUAGAAAAGAACAACCAUGUAAACGCAAUUUUACCUUUAUAAUCUUAACAGUACAGCAUUUAUACUUUACUCAUUCUGUCCUUUUGAAGAAUCGUAAUCUUGACAAACUACUAAGAGACAUUAUUUGACAUUGCAAAUUUAUAAAUAGCUGAUAUAAAUAAUGAAAAUUUACAUAUUUGUGAAUUGUUUGUCAGUAAUCUUGUACUACGGUGUAUUCAUACCUUAAAACGUAUUGUAUUUUAUAAAAAAAAAAACAUGUAGAAUAUAGAAAGCUUGCUUAAUAAAAAAUGUCCCUUCUGUCUUAUUCCUAAUGACAAGUGCCGAAGCAAUGGGAUCAAAGGUGAUUUAAAAAAUGUGGCACAAAAUGUGGAGCAAGUCUUGUUAACUGAGUUUCAGAAAACAAAUUUUAUGAGUAAAAAAAAAAAAUAUAUAUAUAUAUAUAUAAAAUUGAGCAAUAUUAAGUCAGGCAGUGAUAUUUUCUGUAGUGCCUACCUGUUCAGCCUUGCCUUGGAGAGAGAAAAUCAGCUUGUGGUGAAUCAAAGAUGAUAAAUUGUUAAACAUUUAAUAGCAUUACUCUUCUCAAAAGCACCCUUAAUGCUCCAAUGCAAUGUUUCCAGUGUCAAUUAGGAUAUUAGAACCAGCUGCUCUUUUAUUCAUCUUGCACAACAUUCAGUCACUCCCACAUUUCAAAAGAUGCCUAAGCACUCUCUGGGGAUCAAUACUGCACAGUUGGUUGCAUUUUCGUGUGCACAAAUUGGUAUAAGCUUUACAGACAGUGAAUUUAAACUUAAUACCAGUGCAUUUAUCAUUAUAAUUAUUAUAUUUGCAACAUGUCAUAAACAUUUCAGUUGUCUGUAUCUGACAUUUCAGUUGUCUGUAUCUGGACUCACUGAAAUGCAACACACUGCAUGAAAGACAAGAACCUGCUCCUUGGAGCCUUCAGUGACCACAAUAGAUGUGCUUUGUGAAGGUUUUCUUUCACACAGACUUUAUAUAUGAAAGCAUCUGACAGCAUAAUGGAAGAAUGUGCUCCUUUUUUGAAUGCUUUGUCAGACAAUGUUUUUUUUUCCAGUAUUGGCCUUUGAAAUCAAUAUUUGCUUUUUGGUUCAGGACUCUAUCUUAGCUUUGGGCACAUACAAAUGUGGCGG
Sinocyclocheilus anshuiensis is the source of this 4624-nucleotide messenger RNA. Its product is annotated as epidermal growth factor receptor substrate 15-like. Lineage: Eukaryota; Metazoa; Chordata; Actinopteri; Cypriniformes; Cyprinidae. Gene Ontology annotation, cellular component: cytoplasm; clathrin coat of coated pit; plasma membrane. Gene Ontology annotation, biological process: endosomal transport; endocytosis. The transcript has 24 exons. The coding region runs from base 39 to 2738 and encodes 899 amino acids. Gene Ontology annotation, molecular function: calcium ion binding; cadherin binding. The record is from RefSeq and is a predicted model, not a curated record.